UUUAGAAUAUAUUUCAAUAAUUAUUUAUUAAAUAAUUUAUAAUAAUAAUAUAAUGGGUGCGCCCUAUACAGAGCUAAUUAAACCACUCGAUGAGUAUGCGUUAGUAUGCCGUGGAUGCCUGGCUAAUUCUGGAGAAAUGAAAAAUAUGAUCCAUUGGGAUUUUGCUGAAGAUUUCUACAAAUUCACAAAUAUACAGGUGAACAAUGCAGAAGGUUCCUCCAAACUGUUGUGUACGGCCUGCGAAGGCAUUCUGAUGACGUGUCGAAAGUUUAGAGAGCAGUGCCAAAAUUCUAAUGUGGUUCUACAGAAUAUUGUAAAGAAAAAUAUUAAAACAGAUAUAUCACAACAAAAAGAAGGAAAUACAGUAAAGUGUAUACAGUAUAAUAAAAAAUUGGUUGUUAUGAUAACAGCCCCGAAUACCGAAGACAAAAUAUAUUUGCCUUGCCCUUACAAAUGUCCAGAAACGUUUACGAAAAAAAACAACUUAUAUUACCACUUAACAAAAGUUCACAAACUGACUAACUCUUUGACCAUAGACUUACAAUAUUAUUGCACCGUAGACGGAUGCUCGUACGCGACAAAUUCAGAAAAAAACAAAUACUUCUCAGGUAGAAAAUUUCUAAAUCAACAUUAUAACAAAGUGCAUUCAAUUAAAAAGUACUGUGAGACAUGUAAACUUGGAUUCUCAACAGACAUUGAGUUCUACAGACAUGUAAAUACUUGUAACACGACAUUCUCGUGUCAAUUAUGUGAUGUGCACUAUAAUACUAAUGAGAAAUUGUUGGUGCACCUGAUGAGGAGACAUCCAGAAUUGCAUAAGCAAUAUAAGGAACGACGCAAAGCGAAUAAAAGAAAAUCCGAAGUUGAGGGCGAGGGGAAGAAACGUAAAACUGAAUGCGAUAAACUACCUGAAUUUAUUUGUGAUAGUCCUAAACGGUCAUUUGCAACACAGACAUUAAGCGAUAAUAUAAAAAACGAUGUCGCUCUACCGUCUUGGCAGAGUUUGGGAGGCAGGAGUGAAGUCUACGAAACAAAGACUGAUGAGAUAUCAACUCAAACAGUUUUUGAAGAUCUACUAUCACUGAAAUCGCAAACUAGUGAGGAUGAGUCCAUGUUUUUUUCUGAAACUGUAUUACUAUCUGAUAUACAAACACAGACGUUCCCUUUAGAGUUUGGUCUGAGUAGAUCAAAUAAAGAAACGAUUACAGAGACUCAACCGCUCGAUUGGUGCAUUAAGGAGACUCAGACAUGCUACUGCCAUGACUCACCGAAACCUCUGAGAUUGUUUGACAGUAUUUCGUCUAGUCCAUCUAGUAAUAAUCUCACAUCGACUGAAACCCAAACGGCCGAACGGUCGCUAGUUAAAUCGGACGUGUUACUCAGUUUCAACUCGGCGGAGACUCAAACGAGUUUCGAUGACGAAUUGGGUAAACACAAUUUGUGAUAUUGGCAGUUUCUGUGAAAGCAGAACUUUUGGACAUACACUGAAUUAUAGUGUUGUACCAUAUUAUUUAUAUAAAUUAAAGACAGACCCAAUGGUGAAAGAAACAGUGGGGAAGUGCCCCAUUGGGCUCUGUGGACACUGCUCGUGCCCAGAGUCUCGCGAUGGAUUUUUUUUUGUGAAUGAUAGUGGAAUGGUGCACCCGCCUGCGCUAACGGUUUACGCCGGCGGGGCACCAGUGGAGGAUAACAAGAUGAGCAUGAGGUCAGGUCAGUUAGCCCAUGGUAAAUUCGCCAUGAAUUUAUCACGAUGAUUUCCAGGGGGAACCGCGUGGAGGUCAACUGACAUAGUAUAUUGUUAGUUAUGGGGUCAUGAGUCCACAUUACUAAGAGUCCCCUUCCCCCCUCCCGCGAUGGAUUGGGGCCCCCUAGUCUAGUCUAGUCCCUACUCCAUUACCAGACGAUAACCGGUAGCUACUCUACUCUCGCCUGAAAAUCAGUCUUAACAAAUGCUUACCGACUAUGGUCAAUUUAUUCGUUUUUGUUAUUUUUAUAAAUGUAUAGCAAGAACUUGAAGACCUAUCAUCACUCAUCACAUAACUUUUUAAAAUUAUUUUUCAUAGGGGCCCGAUUAAUCUAAUGUGCCCAGGGCCUCUAAUAGGUGAAAGAGGGCCCUAAUUGAAGAGAAUUUCUAUUAUGAGCGAUUAGGGCAACUUUAAAUACUAACUACCUAUUACUUAGUUAAUUGGUAGGUCGUGUUCAGUGAUGACUAGCUCAUCCGUCAUACUCGUGAACGUGCUACUUGUAGGGACCGGUCUGCUCUAGUCACUACGACUGAUUUACUCUUAUUUAGUUACCAGUUGGUUGUGUCUUUAUUAUUUUGAUGAUUAAUUAGUGCUAGUUGAUAUUUUGUAUAUACAUUACAACUUAAAAAUGUAAAUUACAAUAAAAUUAUUUAAAAGAGCAACACGCAAGUUUCUUGCUCGUUCUUGUGAUGAGACAGCUUUACGAAUGAGCGGUAGAUUAAAUAAGUGAUAACUAUUCAAAAGUGCUUCAAUGUAAGUUUAUUUGAAUAAAUAAUUUUAUAUUCUAUUCUUACUAAAUUAAUUGUAAAUUAAAGAAAUAAUAUUCUGUAAACUAUAUAAGGUUGAUUUUAAUUAUAAACUAAGGAGAUUGUUAAUGUAAGUGCGAAAAAAAAUCAUUUUUUCAAAGUUACCCUUAUACC
Messenger RNA from Achroia grisella, 2665 nucleotides. RefSeq lists its product as uncharacterized. Gene Ontology annotation, cellular component: nucleus. The record is from RefSeq and is a predicted model, not a curated record. Gene Ontology annotation, biological process: regulation of transcription by RNA polymerase II. The coding region runs from base 53 to 1444 and encodes 463 amino acids. The transcript is spliced from 3 exons. Gene Ontology annotation, molecular function: zinc ion binding; DNA-binding transcription factor activity, RNA polymerase II-specific; transcription cis-regulatory region binding. Lineage: Eukaryota; Metazoa; Arthropoda; Insecta; Lepidoptera; Pyralidae.